AGUGCUGGAGUCGGCAAAACGAAAAAUUGUCUCUGAACCCUUUCCCUUUAAAACCAUCUGUUACACUGGCAAGAACUUGGUAUUAUGGAAGAAGGCGGUAACAUCAUUGCCCUAAUCUCAAAUCUGAGGGAGCAGGAAGCCGUCCUGAUUUCCGAAGCCAUCGUAAGCUCAUCCGCAGAGAACGCCGAUGACCCAUUAAAGGGUAAACCUGAUCCCCUCAUCCAGGUCAUCCAAAAGCUCAGCAAAAUUGUCAAAAGCGAAAAGUCGCAGAAAUGCGUUUUGAUCGGGGGGAAACGCUUGUACCCCGACACCCCCAGCCUUCCAGAGGCCCCACCCAAAGCCCUGGAAUUGCCUGCUCUGGGCACCAUCAACAUAGAAGACUAUUACACGAUGGACGAUCCUCCGCAGAGCAAGCGGAAGGUCCUUUGCUAUGAGUGCAGCCUCUGCAAGUCGGUGUCGCCCACUCUUCCCCUCUUACAGGAGCACAUCAAGCAACACGGUCAGCAGAACGAAGUCAUGCUCAUGUGCUCUGUCUGCAGUUUCACCACCCGGAGCGUAGAGGAUUUUGAAACUCACAUUCGAAGUCACCCGGAGAACAGCAGCAAAAUCCACGCCCUGUUGAAGGAAGAGCAUUGCAUCGGCCCUUCGGGCACCGCUUUGCCUGGGCCAGUCGAAAAAGUCAUCAUCGGCAGCGAUCAUGAGAUGACACCUCCCCAAGGGCCUGAGAAAGGGAGGCGGAAAUGGUACACUUACGAGCAAUACGGCAUGUACCGGUGCUUGAUUUGCAGCUACACGUGUGGACAGCAACGAAUGUUGAAAACGCACGCUUGGAAGCACGCGGGCGAGGUGAAUUGCUCCUAUCCCAUAUUCGAGGAAGAAAAAGAGCAGGCCACCUUGCCGGAUUCUGCCAUGUUGGAUACCGUCGUCCUGUCCCUCGACAAUAACGAGCCGGGGCUCUGCAAUAACCAGCCCGUACAACUUCGCAUUUGCAGCCCCGAGCCGGUGGCUUUCAAAACUGAAUCGCCCAUCAAAGAAGAGCCAUCCCUCGGUCAGCCAGCUGCGCUUUCCCCUGCAGACCAAUUAUCGGAGGAGAAGGCGUCGCAUGAAGAUCUUGAGGCGGAUCACUUGGGGGCUGACAGCUUGCUUUCUUCGGCCCAGAAAAUCAUCCACUGCAGCCCCAACAAAAAGGGCCAUGUCAACGUCAUUGUGGAGCGCCUGCCCAGUGCCGAAGAGCCCGUCUUGCAGAACGACGUCAUGGAUAAUGUCUUGCAUUACUCCGUGGGCGCCGCCCCCGAACACCCGCCGGCUGGGCGGGAUGCGUCGGAUGACGUUUAUCACAUGGAUAAGAAUUCGAUUGAAAUCGAAGAAGUUAUCAUUGGGUGGAGCAGCACGGAAAAGGCCGAAGAUAACCCGAAUCCCAGCCGGGCUAAAACGGCCGACGAAAAUGCUCCACCUGCCCGGCGGAGAACCAAUUCAGAGUCUUUGAGGCUGCACUCGCUCGCCGCCGAAGCCCUGGUUACGAUGCCAAUCCGAGCCGCGGAGCUUGCUCGAUCCAGCUUCCGGGCUUUCGCCGACGUCAACCCUUUAAGCUCAGAGGCUGGGCAGAGGCCUCCCGACGGUGGCUAUUUAGGCCAUUCUAAACGGAUUGCCUCCCUGAAGACGGAGGAACUGGGUAGCCUGAACCAAGAGGAAAGGGCUUUCGUGGAACUGCAGAAGGAUAAACCGGAGCUCCCCGAAGGCCCCAUUAAAAUGGGCAUCAGCAUGUCGCUGCUGACCGUGAUUGAGAAGUUGAAAGAGAGGACGGACCAGAAUGCCUCCGACGACGACAUUUUGAAGGAGCUGCAGGAUAACGUUCAGUGCCAACCGUCGGGGGAUGCCAGCGUGCUUGGGAGCAGUCUGGUGGAAUACAUCCCUGACGCGGAACGGCCCUUCCGGUGUCGCCUGUGCCACUACAGCAGCGGCAACAAAGGCUACAUCAAGCAGCAUUUGCGGGUCCAUCGGCAGAGGCAGCCUUACCAGUGCCCGAUUUGUGAGCAUGUGGCCGACCACAGCAAGGAUUUAGAAAGUCACAUGAUCAAUCACUGCAAAACCCGAAUGUACCAGUGCAAGCAGUGUGAGGAAUCCUUUCAUUAUAAGAGUCAGCUGCGCAGUCACGAAAGAGAACAGCAUUGUCUCACAGAUACAUAUGCAACCCCAACGUUUGACGGCUUAAUGGCUUGCAGUGAAGCAGAUGAAAGAGUUGGGGACAAGAUUUCAGUCCAGAAACUUUACCGUUGCGACAUUUGUGAUUACACAAGCACAACGUAUGUUGGCGUGAGGAAUCACAGACGGAUUCACAACUCGGAUAAGCCAUACAGAUGCCGCGUCUGUGACUUCGCCACCACAAGUAUGAAUAGCUUGAAGUGUCACAUGAGGCGCCACCCACAGGAGCACCAGGCAGUGCAGUUAACGGAGCAGUUCAAAUGUUCUCUCUGUGGAUAUGUAUGCAGCCACCCUCCUUCCCUGAAGUCUCAUAUGUGGAAACAUGCAAGUGAUGAAAACUAUAAUUACGAACAAGUGAAUAAAGCUAUUAAUGAUGCAAUAUCACAAAGCGGCAGGCUACUGGGUCAGCUUACUGGGAAGAAAGUAACCAAAACUUUGGAAGGCGAUGCCAUUCCUUUCACCAGUAGCUCCGAAGGUUUGUCUUUUUCAAACUCUCCUAAGCCGACAGCGAACAAAAUAAUGAUUUCUGACCACCAUCAGGAUCAACCUUCUACAACCAAUACCUCAAGCAAUUCAGAGAAGGCCGCAGGCCUGUCCUACCUGGGCUCAGAAUACUGUGUUCUGCUCUUCUGCUGUUGUAUCUGUGGAUUUGAGUCCACCAGCAAAGAGAAUUUGUUGGACCACAUGAAAGAACACGAGGGGGAAAUCAUCAACAUCAUUCUGAACAAGGACCAUGCAGCAACUCCAAGUAUAAACUAAACUCAAUGUUUCUCCACCUUGGCAGCU
This is a messenger RNA of Pseudonaja textilis, 2988 nucleotides long. NCBI's taxonomy places the organism in Eukaryota, Metazoa, Chordata, Lepidosauria, Squamata, Elapidae. The record is from RefSeq and is a predicted model, not a curated record.